Molecule: messenger RNA, 1375 nt
Organism: Drosophila miranda
Lineage: Eukaryota; Metazoa; Arthropoda; Insecta; Diptera; Drosophilidae
Gene: lin-28
Product: protein lin-28 homolog
Exons: 4
Coding region: 337-990 (217 amino acids)
Molecular function (GO): zinc ion binding; nucleic acid binding
Source: RefSeq, a predicted model, not a curated record
AAGGCAACGCGGAGUCAGUGUGACGAAGUGCGUCGUGCGCAGCGGCAGCGUUUCCCCCCCUUGGAAAAUAAUUACACAGACGAAACGUAGAAGAAAACCCGUGUAACUGUGUAAGUGAGUGUGCGUGCUCGGUAAAAGAUACAGAUACAGAUACAGAUACAUUUGAAGCAACAACUACAAAGACAGAUACCUCGUACAACUGUAUCUACACAUGCAGGGGAAAAAACAUGCAUUUAAAGUGAAAAUUUCAAGAGUCUAAUUAAGAAGAGUAAAACGAAACACAAAAGAAAACAACAAACCAAGAAAACCCCAAGGAAUAACUGAAGGAAAACUAAAAUGGAAAACAUUCAAGUGGCAGACGAGCAGAAACCCGAUGCAGGAGGAGACCCGAACAGCAGCAGCAGCAGCAGCAGCAACAGCUCCACAACAUCAUCCCAGCCAGCGAAUCCUGGCGAGGAAUGCGGCUGUGUGCGCCUGGGCAAAUGCAAAUGGUUCAAUGUGGCCAAGGGCUGGGGCUUCCUAACCCCCAACGAUGGGGGCCAAGAGGUCUUCGUGCAUCAGAGUGUCAUCAAGAUGUCUGGAUUUCGUUCGCUUGGCGAGCAAGAGGAGGUGGAGUUCGAGUGCCAUCGCACGGCCCGCGGCCUGGAGGCCACCAGGGUGUCGGGUCGCUCGGGGGACGAGUGCCACGGCAGCACCUACCGACCACGCAUCAAUCGUCGAACUCGCCGCAUGCGCUGCUAUAAUUGCGGCGAAUUCGCCAAUCAUAUCGCCUCCGAGUGCGCUCUGGGGCCGCAGCCGAAGCGCUGCCAUCGGUGCCGCGGCGAGGACCAUCUCCACGCCGAUUGCCCCCAUCGGAAUGUGGUGAGUCCUGCCCCAAAAGGGAGUCCUGCCCCGCUCGAAGCUCACGCCACAUCCACAUCUCUCUUGUCGCAGACACAAACCAGCAGCAGCAAAAGCCUGGAGGACACGGAGCAAGCCCCCGAAGGGUGAGAGAGAGCUAGGUAGGGCCUAGUGGGGUGUCACAGGAAGUUACAAACUUCUUUGAAGAGUACAAAAAAUGCAAAAUUGAGCGAGAAACGGAAGGAAAGGAGACAGAACGGAGAAACGCAUCAAAUCAAAGAAACCCAACGUACAACACACACAACACAAGGAAAUCUAUCUACACGUUUAAGUGCAGUAAUUUUUUUUUCAUAUGCGAAUUUAGAUAUUAUACAAGAGACGGGGAACGAAGGAAUCCUUCCCCCCCAAUCCUAAGCCUAAACCUAAUCCUAAACGUAACUGUAUCUACCUCUAAUUAUCCUGUAAGUUUUUAGUUCUAUGAGGUUUUCCAUUAAACGAAUUCUAGAUCUAUAAAGAUAGGGCAUUCGUCAGUCUA